AUGCCACCAGAGAUAAGUUUCCGAGGAGUGAGAAAGAGACCUUGGGGAAGAUUCGCUGCAGAGAUUAGAGACCCAAGGCAAAAAUAUAGGGUUUGGCUGGGGACUUUCGAUUCAGUUGAAGAUGCAGCUCGAGCCUACGACGCCGCUGCUCUUUCGCUUCGGGGACCCAAGGCCAAGAUCAACUUUCCAUCAACCACUCCUUCAAAUCCCUACUAUCCAUUUCAUCAGAACCCUAACGAUCGCUUUGUCAAUCAGCGGUUGUAUCCUCAGGAGCACCAGAUUAUCGCCCAGAGGACCACUCUUAGCAGUUUGACCGAUUCUAUUGAGUCGUUCAGUGGGCCUCGGCGGCGUAAGACGACUGAUUUGCCAUCGCGAAAACACCCUCGGCUGCCGCCGGUGCUGCCGGAUGAAAGAAGGGGUCGAAUGGCAUGGGUUCG
Molecule: messenger RNA, 437 nt
Organism: Ilex paraguariensis (yerba mate)
Lineage: Eukaryota; Viridiplantae; Streptophyta; Magnoliopsida; Aquifoliales; Aquifoliaceae
Source: the annotation of a GenBank genome assembly